Molecule: messenger RNA, 471 nt
Organism: Notodromas monacha
Lineage: Eukaryota; Metazoa; Arthropoda; Ostracoda; Podocopida; Cyprididae
Source: the annotation of a GenBank genome assembly
AUGUACAAGUACAAGCAAUUUUCCGGGUUUUAUUUCACCAAGGGUCAACGGUCGGGCAGCAGCGAGAGCCCCGAGGAACAGCAGCAGCAGUUGAGUGCGAGUGCCGCCCAUGACGACAUUUCGAUGCUGUCGUCGUCGUUGUCCGCGUCAGCCUCGGGAUCUUCCCAUCGGGAAAAUAAGGACAUGUCGUCGCGUGACGUGCUUCUGGGUCAUCAGUCCCCCAGACUUCCCCGUGGAACGCGUUACCCAUCUUAUCGAUCCGUGGUCCCCACGAGGGGGUGGAAAGAAUAUUUUUUCACGAAUUUGCAGCCGGGUUGGAUUGUGUUGGGAGCAGGUGUAGCUAGCUACCGACUGGGUUUUGAAAAGGGGGAUUCGUCCGGCUUGAAGCCUAAGGUCUUUUGGUCGUAUUCGAGUUGUCUUGUGCUGUACAAGCUGUCCGCAUUUCAAGUCGAAGACAACGCCUCAAACUAG